Striga hermonthica is the source of this 321-nucleotide messenger RNA. The record is from the annotation of a GenBank genome assembly. NCBI's taxonomy places the organism in Eukaryota, Viridiplantae, Streptophyta, Magnoliopsida, Lamiales, Orobanchaceae.
AUGGGCCCAGAAGCAAAAGACCCCUCGAAAGCUAUGGACUGGAAAAGUAUGGAAGAGCCCGUGAGCACUGAUUCUAGCAAUGGAGCAGCUGUGAAAAAACGACUCCCGAAAAAGAUUCGGCAAAUUCCGGAUUAUUAUUUCCUUCCACGAAGGUCCCUUCCAUCUGCGAUUUUGUUCUAUGGAUCAUGGAUAGCUGCAGGGAUUGGAGCUGGCAUGCUGGCUGAGAUCUGGUUGAAGAAAAAGGCCAAAGGUUUGGAAUUUAGCUGUGCUCUAUCUAUGUCUGAUUACAUUAGUUACUACCUUUACAGCUAUUUUUCGUAA